UUAGAAAGCGAUUUGGUCGUGGUCGAGACGAGCCGACGUUGAUCCGAAGACGGGCCGAAGCGGAAAAACGCGACCGAGGUUGAAAGAUUAACGAUAAUUACGACUUCCUGCAUCCCCAGGUGUAUCAGCACAAGCGAUAGUGUUGGAAAAUAAGCUGCUCCUGUGCAUUUUCUUCGAGGACAUGACCAGGAAGAGGAGUGUCAGGAGUGUUUCUACCCUUAUUCUUAGCCAAUGAGAACAUCAUUUCAGACUUAUUAUCUUUCUCAUCCUAAGAGUGUGCAAACUCUUUUGCAAAGCAAAGAAAUCUCAGGGUAAUCCCACACACUUAAGGCCUCAAGACCAGAGGAUAUUAAAAUCCCAACCUACAAUCCUUUGAUGUGUUCUUAGUAAAAAUUUGGCUCAGCAGUUUUUUCCUCUACUGGAAUACAGAUUUGUUUGGACAUCAGCCAAAGAACCAAGACGCAGAUUCAACGAAAGGGUUAUUUAUAUUUAUUGAGCCAUGGCGCGAGUGUCCAACAGGACUUCAUCUUAACCUAUAUUUGCGUCCAUCAUUAUGGAUCAGGAUGAGACAAGCACAGAGAUUUGGGAGCCACCUCUGCAUGGACUCCAUGGACCAAACCGCAUGCGUCCUUCAUCGUAUCGGGCUCUGCGGAGCGCCGUGUCCAGCCUGGCGCGAAUCGACGAUUUCUUCUGUGAGAAGAUUGGCUCUGGUUUUUUCUCUGAAGUUUUUAAGGUCCAGCACAGGAUCACAGGGCAGGUGAUGGCUCUGAAGAUGAACACGCUUGCAAGCAACAAAGCCAACAUGCUGAGAGAAGUGCAGCUAAUGAAUCGCCUCUGUCAUCCUAACAUCCUCAGGUUUUUGGGUGUCUGUGUCCAUGAGGGACAGCUUCAUGCCCUAACUGAGUACAUCAAUGGGGGUAAUCUGGAGCAACUACUGGACAGUGAUAUUUACUUAUCCUGGGCUGUGCGGAUAGGACUAUCUCUAGACAUUGCACGAGGACUACAGUAUCUUCACAGCAAAGGGAUUUUCCACCGAGAUCUCACCUCCAAGAACUGUUUAGUGCGCUGUGAGAACGGUGUUUUCACAGCUGUGGUUGGAGAUUUUGGUCUGGCGGAGAAAAUCCCAGAUUACAGUGACGGAGAGGAGAAGCAGCCUCUGGCUGUGGUCGGCUCUCCCUACUGGAUGGCUCCCGAGGUGCUGAGAGGAGAGCUUUAUGAUGAGAAGGUGGAUGUGUUUGCGUAUGGCAUCAUUCUGUGCGAGAUUAUUGCUCGGAUCGAAGCUGACCCAGACGUUUUGCCACGAACAGAGGACUUCGGACUGGAUGUGGAAACCUUUGAGCAAAUGGUUGGAGACUGUCCACCUGCUUUCCUUAGUCUGGCUGUAAACUGCUGCAACAUGUGUGCAGAGAGUCGUCCUUCUUUCUCUGACAUUGUUGUGACCUUGGAGAGGAUGGAGAGGGACAAGGCUGAGACACCAGUUAUUUUAGAACCUAUUGCUGCUGAUGAGAGCCCAUACAGAAGGCGUGGUUCAGUCCAGUUGGGCACCCAGCGCCUGGCACGGAGUCAGUCAGCCUUGUUGCCCCCAGCCUCAAGUCCAUGUGUGGGUACACCGGUGCGCCUCAACCCCUUCUCAUUACGCCAUGACUUAAAUGGUGGCCGCAUCAAACUUUUUGACACACCUAGCAAGUCACUUAUCUCCCUGACCUUCACUUUGCCCCCACUUCCUGAGCCUUCUAACUCUCCACCAGUGUGUGGAGCAUUAAAGCUUCAAAGGCCACCUCGCCGGUGUCGGUCCUUACCCUGUACUCCUGAGCUGGGUCGACCUUUUAGCUUAUUUCAUGAGCCUGAACCUGAAAGUGUAGAGGAUACAGACGGAGAAAUACAAGAGACAGGAACAGAGAUGACCAGCUCAGAUGAACCUGGGCAGGACCCUGGCUUGGUACUGGAUCUGGAGAUGGUGUCUUUGGAGCGGGUGGAUGAAGAAGAUGAAGAGACGGAGGAAGAAAAAGAAGGAGAGGUGGAGGGACUCUGUCACACUGAACCUAUGGACUGCAAUAGCUCGCCUGAUGCAACAGAGGGCGCCCUGAGAUCAACAGCAAAGCUUCUUCUUCAUGGUUCUUAUUCAUCCUCUUCUACCUUCAGCCCUAAGCUUAAUGGCUGGACAGUACCUAUUUCGAAUGGGCCUCCAUCCCUUCCGCCCUUGCCCUGCCUGGACAAUAACAACAGCAUGUUGGGAGUUGGACGGGUGCCCUGGGUGCGGCUCAGCGGCUACCAUGGUCAUCGUGCUCCCAGCCGCCUGGCACCUCCUCCUGAACAGGAUGACAUCAUUUCCUGUCCAGGCUGUUGCCUGGUGGGAUUUAGCUUUCCAUCUGUGUGCCUACGCGGAGCCCCGCCUCCUCGCCGAACCCCACCCCUCCGCCCAUAUAGGAAUCUUAAUGGGAGAGAGGCAGGAGCUGGCAGGUCAAAUAAUGGACUAAUGUGUCGAGGUGCAAAGGGUUUGGCUCCACUCACAAUGACAUGUGAACCGGGAUUGCCACUUCCAGAGGCACAGACAUAGGUAGUUAGUGUGCCCUCUAGGGUAUUAACGCAACACAGUGCACAUGUGCUAACCUUAGUGCUGUGGCUGUACCAAUAACCAACAGGUUAGACUAUUAGUGCUAAUGUGCAGUGAACAUGUAAGAGGUGGUGUAGGAGUGUGAUAGUGAGAGUGUGUGUGUGUAUGUGUGUGUGUGUGUGUGUGUGUGUGUGUGUGUGUGAGAGAGAGAGAGAGAGAGAGAGAGAGAGAGAGAGAGAGAGAGAGAAAGGUAAAAUGUUAUAGAAAAACAGAUAUCCAGUAUGAAAAGUCUGACUGUGGUACUUUAGGAUACCAAACAAAACAAAUUCUUUUUGUGAUGAAUAAGUCACUGUGGUAAAAUUGCCCUGAAACAGUGUGUUUGUGUGUGAAAGACAGAGGGCGACAAAGAUCGUCAGAGAAUAAAUGUGAUAAAUUUC
This is a messenger RNA of Silurus meridionalis, 2991 nucleotides long. RefSeq names its product testis associated actin remodelling kinase 1a (gene tesk1a). Gene Ontology annotation, cellular component: cytoplasm; nucleus. Lineage: Eukaryota; Metazoa; Chordata; Actinopteri; Siluriformes; Siluridae. The transcript has 11 exons. Bases 554 to 2557 code for a protein of 667 amino acids. Gene Ontology annotation, biological process: positive regulation of stress fiber assembly; actin cytoskeleton organization; protein phosphorylation. The record is from RefSeq and is a predicted model, not a curated record. Gene Ontology annotation, molecular function: protein serine/threonine kinase activity; ATP binding.